Molecule: messenger RNA, 2007 nt
Organism: Torulaspora delbrueckii
Lineage: Eukaryota; Fungi; Ascomycota; Saccharomycetes; Saccharomycetales; Saccharomycetaceae
Gene: LRO1
Product: phospholipid:diacylglycerol acyltransferase
Exons: 1
Coding region: 1-2007 (668 amino acids)
Biological process (GO): lipid storage; triglyceride biosynthetic process
Cellular component (GO): cytoplasm; perinuclear endoplasmic reticulum
Molecular function (GO): phospholipid:diacylglycerol acyltransferase activity
Source: RefSeq, a predicted model, not a curated record
AUGGCCAAGAAGAGUGUGAGGAAGAACGAGGGAAAGGGACGAUCAUUUGAUUCUGUAAGAGCGAGUGGGUACGAUAGUGAUUCGUCGAUUCGAAGCGAAGAUCCAAACUCACAACGCCACCGGUUCCGUUCGAGGCUUCGUCAGCAUCGUGGUGAGAAUGAGGAGGCUCCUGCUGGUAUGCUAGGACCGAACGGUGAGGCUGAAGAUGAUUCUGACGAGGUAAAGAAGAGGAACAAGAGAUGGCGAGAUUCACGUAGGCUGAUCUUCUCUUUGGGAACUAUACUGGGGAUUCUAAUAGCAGUGUAUUUUGGAGCAGUUCAUGGUAGAGAUAAUUUUGAUUUGUUCGAGGGAAUUAGCAAUAUGGAGUCUUUCAAGGAUUACUUAGACGAUUGGAAAGAUAUUUUACCUCAGAGUGUUACUAGUUUUAUCUCUGACGUACAAGCUGGGCAAUCAGCGAAUGCUGCUUUGAAGGAUCUUACAGAGAGUUUUGCUGUGGGGAAGCAGCUGCGUAAAGAGUACAAUAUCACUGCCAAACAUCCUGUUGUGAUGGUUCCCGGGGUUAUCUCCACUGGUAUAGAAAGUUGGGGUGUUGUAGGGGACGAAGAGUGUAAUAGCGAGUCACAUUUCCGUAAGAGAUUAUGGGGAUCAUUUUAUAUGCUAAGAACUAUGGUCUUAGACAAAGUUUGUUGGUUGCGACACUUAAUGCUUGAUCCUGAGACAGGGUUAGAUCCACCCCACUUUCGAUUAAGAGCUGCGCAAGGUUUCGAAGCAGCCGACUUCUUUAUGGCAGGAUAUUGGAUAUGGAAUAAAGUAAUACAGAAUUUGGGAGCUAUUGACUAUUCUCCCGAUGAGAUGUUUACAGCUGCCUACGAUUGGCGAUUGGCGUACCUGGAUUUGGAGAUUAGAGACAGAUAUUUUACCAAACUGAAACAACAGGUUGAGUUGACUUAUGGGUUGAGUGGUGAGAAAGUAUGCCUUGUUGGUCAUUCAAUGGGAUCUCAAAUUAUUUUCUACUUUUUAAAAUGGGCAGAAGCCAAAGGUGAGUUUUACGGUAACGGUGGACCGGGCUGGACCGAUAAAUAUGUGGGUUCAUUUGUGAACGUUGCUGGAACUUUACUUGGCGCUCCCAAGACGGUCCCCGCAUUGAUCAGUGGUGAAAUGAAGGACACCAUUCAACUAAAUGCACUGGCCAUGUAUGGUUUGGAGAAGUUUUUCAGUCGUAAGGAAAGGCUUGAUUUGAUCAGAACCUGGGGUGGUGUACCUUCAAUGGUACCUAAAGGUGGUAAUCUGAUUUGGGGUGAUAUGGCCACAUCCGUGGAGGACUCGCUACAUAAUAACACUGCAUCAUUUGGUAAUUUCAUUCGCUUCGAUAGAUUUCUCAACAAUUCGAUGUUGAAUCAAAAUUUAACUAUGGAAGAUUCCAUUGAGGUGAUGCUAGAGCUAUCACCUGAGUGGUUACAGAAACGUGUGAAGGAUCAGUACAGUUUCGGCUAUGCUAAGAACGCAAAAGAGAUGAAAAAGAACGCUCUUCAUCAUUCCCAUUGGAGUAACCCACUUGAAGUUCCUUUACCUCACGCUCCAGAUCUAAAGAUUUACUGCAUUUACGGUGUAAACAACCCGACAGAGAGAGCAUACGCAUACAAGGAACAAAGUGACUCUGACGUUUUGAACAUGACAAUCGAUUACGAGUCCACCCAGCCUGUUUUUUUCACCGAUGGUGAUGGUACUGUACCGUUGAUGACCCACGCGAUCUGCCACAAGUGGGCCGAAGGUGUAUCUCCCUACAACCCAGCUGGCUCCAACGUCACCAUCGUCGAGAUCCAGCACCAACCGGACAGAUUCGACAUAAGAGGCGGAGCUAAGAGUGCAGAACACGUCGACAUCCUCGGAAGUGCAGAAUUGAAUGAGUACAUUCUACAAAUCGCCAGCGGGAAUGGUCACAAGAUCGCUCCAAGAUUUCUGUCGAACCUUUCGACCUGGGUCAGCAACAUAGACUUCCCAAUGUGA